Messenger RNA from Saccoglossus kowalevskii, 1448 nucleotides. RefSeq names its product glutamate dehydrogenase, mitochondrial-like. Gene Ontology annotation, biological process: L-glutamate catabolic process. Gene Ontology annotation, molecular function: L-glutamate dehydrogenase (NAD+) activity. The record is from RefSeq and is a predicted model, not a curated record. Lineage: Eukaryota; Metazoa; Hemichordata; Enteropneusta; Harrimaniidae. Gene Ontology annotation, cellular component: mitochondrion.
GACCCAAAUUUUUUCAAAAUGGUUGAAGAGUAUUAUGAUAAAGGGGUAGCGCUUGUUGCAGAUGUUUUAGUUGAAGAAUAUCCUGCUAAGAUACCCAGAGAAGAAAAAGUGAAGCGAGUUAAUGGCAUUCUAUCUCUUAUCAAGCCAUGUAACCAUGUCCUGAGUGUGGUGUUUCCUUUGAGACGAGACAAUGGUGAUUGGGAGAUGAUUGAGGGUUACCGUGCCGAACACAGUCAGCAUAGAACACCAUGUAAAGGAGGUCCAGGUGUGGAUGUUCCUGCCCCAGAUAUGGGUACAGGUGAAAAAGAAAUGAGUUGGAUGGCAGAUACAUAUGCCCACACUAUUGGUUACAACGAUAUCAAUGCUGCUGCCUGUGUUACUGGUAAACCAAUUAGUCAAGGUGGCAUUCAUGGACGUCCCUCUGCCACUGGACGUGGAAUUUACCAUGGUAUUGAGAACUUUGUACAUGAAGCAUCAUAUAUGAGUGCAAUUGGUACAACUCCUGGAUUUGGUGACAAGACAUUUAUUGUCCAGGGUUUUGGUAAUGUAGGUCUUCACAGUAUGCGUUAUCUACAUCGUCACGGUGCUAAAUGUAUAGGAAUUGCAGAAAUAGAUGGUAGUAUCUUCAAUCCAGCUGGUAUUGACCCUAAAGAAUUGGAAAACUAUAAAAUUGAUAAUGGUACAAUAGUCGGCUUUCCUGGUGCAACAGCCUAUGAAAAGAACUUGUUAACAGAGAAGUGUGACAUAUUACUGCCAUGUGCUGCUGAAAAAGCAAUUACUGCUGAAAUUGCUAAAAAUAUUCAAUGUCGGAUUGUUGCGGAAGGUGCCAACGGUCCAACAACUCCAGCAGCUGAACAAAUUCUUCUUGAUAGAAAUAUUCUAGUCAUUCCGGAUCUAUUCCUGAAUGCUGGUGGUGUAACUGUGUCAUACUUUGAAUGGCUGAAGAAUCUGAAUCACGUCAGUUAUGGACGUCUUACAUUUAAAUAUGAGAGAGAGUCAAAUUUUGGAAUCUUGGAAAGUGUACAAGAAAGCUUGGAGCGUAAAUUUGGCAGUCAUGGUGGUAAAAUUCCGAUUACUCCAUCUGAUCAAUUCCAAAAUAAAAUUGCUGGAGCAAGUGAAAAAGACAUUGUACACAGUGGGUUGGCACAGACCAUGGAAAAAUCUUCAAGGAAUAUAAUGCGAACAGCAAUGAAAUACAACCUUGGUCUUGAUCUCCGUACGGCAGCAUUUGUUCUUGCUAUUGAGAAAAUCUUCACAUCAUAUAAAGAAGCCGGUUUUACUUUUACUUGAGCUAAUAAAAUUUUAAAUUAUACCAUUUUUGCUUUUGAUAUUCAAUUUUUUUUACUUUGCUUUUUGACAUAAUAGAAACAUAGUUAAUAUAAACGUUAAUGUAUGCAUGUAUGAAAAAUAAAUGUUUGUGUAUUUCUUCAGUGCUUAAACAUCGUGAA